Molecule: messenger RNA, 1003 nt
Organism: Populus euphratica (Euphrates poplar)
Lineage: Eukaryota; Viridiplantae; Streptophyta; Magnoliopsida; Malpighiales; Salicaceae
Gene: PSRP2
Product: RNA-binding (RRM/RBD/RNP motifs) family protein
Exons: 4
Coding region: 60-827 (255 amino acids)
Biological process (GO): chloroplast rRNA processing
Cellular component (GO): chloroplast thylakoid membrane
Molecular function (GO): mRNA binding
Source: RefSeq, a predicted model, not a curated record
CUUCCAGUCUCUGCUACAAAACCCUCCCAUUCUCGUCCCUCCCGUUCCACAGAGAAAAAAUGGCAACAAUCUCAUCUCUUACAACACAACUACCCACGUCCACAAAACUUGCUCUUUCAACAAACCAGUCAAAACCCUCUUUCCAAAUCCUCAAACCAGCAAGCCCUUUUAACCAUUUCCCUAAAUUCACACAUUUACAUAAAAUUCUAAACACCAAAGCCCCCCAAAGGCUCUUUGCAGUAACUGAAGAAACAGCACCGGCUGCUGCAGUAGAUCCUUCUUCAGAGGCUGCUAGGAGGCUGUACGUUGGAAAUAUUCCCAGGACUCUGACUAAUGAGGAGCUUACAAAGAUUGUUGAAGAACAUGGUGCUGUUGAAAAAGCUGAGGUUAUGUAUGAUAAGUACUCGGGUAGGAGUCGCCGAUUUGCAUUUGUUACGAUGAAAACUUCUGAGGAUGCAAAUGCGGCAAUUGAGAAACUGAAUGGCACUGAAAUUGGAGGUCGUGAGAUCAAAGUAAACAUCACAGAGAAGCCUUUGCAGUCAUUAGAUCUGCCUUCUGUCCAAUCAGAUGAAUCCCAAUUUGUUGACAGCCCUUAUAAGGUUUAUGUGGGAAAUCUUGCUAAAACAGUAGCAACGGAAACACUCAAGAACUUUUUUUCUAAGAAGGGAAAGGUUCUCAGUGCAAAGGUUUCACGAGUUCCAGGGACCUCAAAAUCUAGUGGGUUUGGGUUUGUAACAUUCUCUUCAGAGGAGGAUGUAGAAGUUGCCAUCUCAUCUUUUAACAAUUCUUUGUUGGAAGGGCAACCAAUUCGUGUAAACAAGGCCUAGUAUAGUUUGCGCAUUUUUGGAUUUGAGGAGUUGAGCUGUAUUUUGAAAAUCUGUUGCAAGCUAGUGGUUUAGUCAUGUAUUCAUCUCAUUGUCGUGAUCUUAUGAUUCUGCUGUAUGUUCUGUAAUUGUUGUAAUUUCUAGCUCACUGUUAGUUAUAAUCGCAUGCAACUUUUUUU